Molecule: messenger RNA, 1020 nt
Organism: Yarrowia lipolytica CLIB122
Lineage: Eukaryota; Fungi; Ascomycota; Dipodascomycetes; Dipodascales
Source: RefSeq, a predicted model, not a curated record
AUGACGGACAACGACUCUUCGGCCCCUACGGAGCCUAGCCCCCGACUCUUUCUGAGACCUAUCGGUCCUGACACCAACAAAGAGCAGAUCGAAGACCUGUUCAGCUCCCAUGGCCCCAUCAAGGAGGUCAAGCUGAUCAAAAACUACGGCUUCAUCGAGUUUGACAGUCUGGACGACGCCAUCCGGGCCAAGGACAACGUUGAUGGCCAGCCCCUCAACGGCGAGCCUCUCUUCUGCACCUACGCCAACCCCAUCAAGGUGCGAGAGCCCCGAACCUACCGGGACCGAAACGAUCGUAACGAUCGAGGCGGUGACCGAAAGGAGGACAUUUUCCGAGUCAACAUCUCCGGCCUGGCUCCCGGUGUCUCCUGGCAGGAUCUCAAGGACUUUGGCCGAACCGCCGACGUCGACGUUACGUACACCAACGUGUCUCGAGACCGAGAGGGUGAGGGCACUGUCGAGUUCCGAUCCGCUGACCAGAUGGAGCAGGCCGUCUCCAAGCUCGAUGGAACCGAGUUCAAGGGCGAGAUUGUCACCCUUAAGAUUGAUCCCAACCCCCGACCUCGUGAACGACGAGGCGACCGACGAGGCGACCGCGGUGACCGUGGUGACCGAGGAGGUCGAGACGGUCGAGACGGCCGAGACGGCCGAGACCGACGACGAGACACAUACAUGCCCUCUCGAAACGGCGACCGAGGUGACCGACGAGGUGACCGACGGGGAGGCCGGGACGGAGGACGUGGCGGUGAUCGGGGAGACCGUGGAGACCGAGGACCCCGACGAGACCGACCGGGACCUCGAGGCGACCGUGAUCGAGACGACCGUGAUCGAGAUGACCGACGAGAUCGAGAUGACCGACGAGAUCGAGACGACCGUGACGACCGUGACGACCGGGAUCGGCGACGAGACGACCGUGAUGUCCGAGAUGAAGCUCCCGAGCGAAGACGGUCUCUGUCUCCCGAUGCUCGACGUGGUUCUCCUCCUCCCCCUCCUCCUCCUCCUGCUGACCCUGUGUGGUAA